Molecule: messenger RNA, 2370 nt
Organism: Cornus florida
Lineage: Eukaryota; Viridiplantae; Streptophyta; Magnoliopsida; Cornales; Cornaceae
Product: serine/threonine-protein kinase PEPKR2-like
Exons: 4
Coding region: 600-2003 (467 amino acids)
Biological process (GO): protein autophosphorylation; peptidyl-serine phosphorylation; intracellular signal transduction
Cellular component (GO): cytoplasm; nucleus
Molecular function (GO): calcium/calmodulin-dependent protein kinase activity; ATP binding; calmodulin binding
Source: RefSeq, a predicted model, not a curated record
GCUUUGCUCCCCCAAUCACUCCCUAGAUAUUUUCUCGAUGAAGGUAAUUGUACUCAUCAAUUUACUCAUUCUCUCUCAUCAAUCUCCAAUCCAGUCCAAGAAUUAUUCCCAAUAUCCCUCUGAAUCCUCCGUCGCAUCACAGAGAUUUUGGGCUUUGAUUUUAGGGUUUGGCUGAAAUUCUAGGUGUUACACAGCUUGUUAUAUCUCGCAGGUUGUCAUCACUUUGAAUCGAAGCAAAUCGAUGAUUUUCAAGGCCUCUGAGCCGUUGCCUCAAAUGGGUUGCAAGAAGAAGAACAAGAGGCUCUUGAUGUUCAAAGGAUUCAAUCAAAGAUUAAACAUUUUGACGCAUCGGUUCGCGAAAUAGCUUCAUGGUUAGAAUUCUUGAUCAAUUAUUGUUUGGCUAGGGUAACUAUAGCUGAAAGUAUGCAACUGGUUGUUUGGCUAGGGUAACUAUAGCUGAAAGUAUGCAACUCUAUGAAUUUUAGCUGAUUACUGUUUGGUUUCGACGAUUGUGGGAAAGUUAUGCUGAUUUUUUAGUGAGACUAGUAUUUUUGUGGGAUUGCUUAUGGUUUGUAGAGUUGUAAUAAAAUUGGCAUUUGAUGGAGUUUUUAGGGAGGAAGAGGAAAGGAACUGAUAUUUUACCAACAAGUAGAAAGAACCCAACUCCAUUGACGACCAUGUGGUCACACAUGUCAUUGGAAGAUUACUCAAGGCAGAAAAAGAAGUGUAAAGAAGUAGUAGAUAUAGAAACUCUUAGUUCUAGUGAAAGUUUGGUUACUGGAGUUGCAACCGCACCACCUUGUGGGAGUUUGUCCUCAGACUCACCAGGAAGGGGUUUCAAGAGGAAAAUCGGGUGUAUUGAUGCAGCGACUCAAAUGGGGAGGAAAAAGAAGCUUGAACAAGAGUUUGAUUUGGGUGCAACAAUCGGGCGAGGGAAGUUUGGUUCGGUGGUCUUGUGUCGGAAUAAAGCAAGUGGAGAAGAGUUUGCAUGCAAGACAUUGCACAAGGGAAAGGAGAUUGUGCACCAGGAGGUAGAGAUAAUGCAGCACCUUUCUGGUCAUCCAGGUAUUGUGAUACUGAAGGCAGUGUAUGAGGAUGCUAACUUAUUCCACCUCGUGAUGGAGCUCUGCUCUGGAGGACGGUUGCUUGAUCAGAUGGCUAGGGAAGGGCGUUAUUCUGAGCAACGAGCUGCUAAUGUACUUAAAGAACUGAUUUUAGUUAUCAAAUAUUGCCAUGACAUGGGUGUUGUCCACCGAGACAUAAAGCCUGAGAAUAUUCUCCUUACAACUUCUGGACAAAUGAAGCUUGCUGAUUUCGGAUUAGCUGUGAGAAUUUCAAAUGGUCAGUGCCUAACAGGUGUGGUUGGAAGUCCUGCCUAUAUUGCUCCGGAAGUUCUCUCUGGUGGUUAUUCAGAAAAAGUUGAUAUCUGGAGUGCUGGUGUCCUCCUCCAUGCACUUUUAGUUGGAUUGCUCCCAUUUCAUGGUAAUUCUAAGGAUGCCGUAUUUCAGGCUAUCAAGGAGGUAAACCUUGAUUUUGCCAGUGGAGUAUGGGAAUUGAUAUCUCAUCCUGCUCGUGAUCUGAUUACUCGUAUGCUGACAAGGGAUGUUUCAGCAAGGUUUACUGCUGAGGAAGUACUGAAACAUCCAUGGAUUUUGUUCUACACAGAACCUACAUUGGAGAUGCUAACUUUCAAGCCAAAAGUGAAAAACCAUGUAAAAGUGACUUCGCGACAACUGACUGCCAUACCUAGGAUGGAUUCGGAGAGAAACAAGAUAAUAACCAGUGGCUCUCUCAGUGAUGACUCUAGUCCAAUUUUGGUGUCUGAUAGUUCAACUAAGAAGCCUGAAGAUGAGGACUCUGGUUUGGUUGAUGUUCUUGCAAUGGCAAUUUCGCGUGUGAGGAUAUCUGAGCCAAAGAGAAGCAGGCUAUGUGGCCCUCCCACUUCAAUCCAGCAGGAGCAUUCAUCUAACAUGAAGGUUAACAACCUCUGUACAGCAUUUUGACUUUGCCUAAAUCCGCUGACGCAUCAGCCCCUGUUACCGUUACUAGUUAUAGCCAGGAUAGAAGGCGACUUUAGCAGCAGCUUUACCAGGUGGGGAGGACAGAAGAAAUAAUGAGCUGACUCUUUGACUGCAAGUAUACAACAAAGCGCUGAUUCAGUAUUCUUUCCCAUUUGCUUUGGAAAUGAGAGGUAUUAAUAAUACUUGAUUAUCUGUGUAUUUAUGUUGUGUUAACUAUGUUUUUAACCUGACCCUAAUGAGAGAUAUGAUUCGGUUUGUAGAUCUCAUGUAAAUAGAAUGUAUUAAUGGUGUUUUGCAUAGUGGUGGAUAUGCAAUGUGCAAUAAACAGUGUGUUAUGUUUUUUACUUGC